AUUUGUUUUCUGUUUUUUUCUUUUAAAAAAAGAUUUGUUUUUAAAAAACGAAUGUGUUUAAUAAUUAAUCAAUUUUUUGGUCCAUUAAAUAAGAAAUUUGUUCUUAAAAUUAUAUAAAAAAUAAAAAUAAAAAUAACGAAGAAGUUAAAAAAAAAAACAAUUUGCUGUUAAAAAACAGAAAAAUAUGAUUUUUGUUUUUGUUUUUCGUUUUUUUAAAUUAUAAUAAUUUUAUUAUUAUUGUUUUUCUUAAACAGAACGUCAUGUCGUUUGUUAUUCGCCGAUUGCUAUUCGUCGUUCACCACAAAACAACGAUACCGCUUACUAACAGUUCAGGCAGUUGCUUCACGAAGUUUCUCCGGUGAGACAUCAAGGGUCGUCUUCCGAUUUUCCGGCGUCCUUUUCUGGCAGUCUCGCCGCCGCAACUGAGUUGACAGCUUUCACUAUUAUCGUUUGAAGCAAAUAUCGAGCGACUGAAAAUUGAGCUGUAGCAACAGAUCAUCAAAUGUUGGCGGACGCAACAAAUUGGGACGAAGCUGCCUACAGAGAGAGUAUAUAUAAAGAAAGAGAGAUUCAAACUCGUACUGUGUUCAGAACUGCCUGGGCGCCUUCUUUAAAUGGCUGCCCUGAGACCAUUGUAGCUGCAUCCAGUGAUGGAUCCGUUGCCUCUUAUUCUAUUGCUUCUUGCAUCUCUAAGCUGCAAUUUGGUUAUGGAAAUACUAAAAGUUUGUUAGCAGCAGAGCCUCAUUGCUUCCUUCAAGGGCACGAUGGGCCCACAUAUGAUGUCAAAUUUUAUGACAAUGGCGACAAUACUCUAUUACUGAGCUGUGGGGAUGAUGGUCACAUUCGAGGAUGGAGGUGGAGAGAUUGUACAGAUAUAGAAGUGCCCAUUUAUUUGCAAGGUAGUCAUAUUGAGCCUGUAAUGGACCUGAUGAAUCCUCAAUUCAAAGGUCCUUGGGGUGCUCUUUCUCCAAUCCCCGAAAAUAAUGCAAUUGCUACUGAUGCCCAGAGUGGAUCCAUUUUCUCUGCUGCUGGAGAUUCUUGUGCGUAUUGUUGGGAUUUGGAGAGCGGUAAAGUAAAGAUGGUGUUUAAGGGGCACUCUGACUACUUGCACUGUAUUGUUGCUCGAAACACUGUCAAUCAAAUCAUAACUGGUUCAGAAGAUGGUACAGCACGAAUAUGGGAUUGCAAGAGUGGAAAGUGCAUUCAACUAAUUGACCCUGCUAAGGAUAAGAAGCUGAAAGGGCAUUUCUCAUUUGUUAGAUGCAUUGCUCUUGAUGCAAGUGAAAGCUGGUUGGCCUGUGCUGAUGGUCGGAGUUUAUCUGUUUGGAACCUUCCGUCUUCUGAAUUCAUUUCAAAAACUUUGACCCGUUCUUCAUUGCAGGAUAUGGUUUUUUGUGAUAAUCAAAUAUUAGGUGUUGGAGCAGAGCCAUUCCUAACUCGCUUCGACAUAAAUGGAUCAGUGCUUUCACAAAUACAAUGCGCCCCUCAGUCAGCUUUUUCUGUUGCAUUGCAUCCAUCUGGCGUUGCAGCAGUUGGAGGGUACGGUGGUCUCAUCGAUGUUAUCUCGCAGUUUGGAAGUCACUUAUGCACAUUCUGCUGUCAAUACAGAUAAGAAGAGAUAUAACAUUGCUUUACUACAGCAGUUGAGGAUGUUGGAAAUUGGAAGGUGUUGUAUUUUGCUUCUCAAGGAGUUCCAAUCCAAAAACUUUUUUCUUGUUGUAUGUAGAUUGCACAUAAUUAACCACUUUAGUUUGUCAGUUUUGAUGUUCCUAGAGUAUAUGAACACUUCCAUUCCAAUAUAGUCAUGGCACUUGUAUGGAGAAAGAUUAGACUAAGUUUUAGGAAAAUUAUUUUAAAUGAUAAAAUUUCUAAAAUAUUUAGAAAUAUAGCAAAA
Cucumis melo (muskmelon) is the source of this 1894-nucleotide messenger RNA. RefSeq names its product THO complex subunit 6. The transcript has 13 exons. Lineage: Eukaryota; Viridiplantae; Streptophyta; Magnoliopsida; Cucurbitales; Cucurbitaceae. Bases 503 to 1612 code for a protein of 369 amino acids. Gene Ontology annotation, biological process: mRNA export from nucleus. Gene Ontology annotation, cellular component: transcription export complex; THO complex. The record is from RefSeq and is a predicted model, not a curated record. Gene Ontology annotation, molecular function: protein binding.